Calidris pugnax (ruff) is the source of this 990-nucleotide messenger RNA. Its product is annotated as olfactory receptor 1020-like. The transcript has a single exon. Gene Ontology annotation, molecular function: olfactory receptor activity; G protein-coupled receptor activity. Gene Ontology annotation, cellular component: membrane. Bases 1 to 990 code for a protein of 329 amino acids. The record is from RefSeq and is a predicted model, not a curated record. NCBI's taxonomy places the organism in Eukaryota, Metazoa, Chordata, Aves, Charadriiformes, Scolopacidae. Gene Ontology annotation, biological process: G protein-coupled receptor signaling pathway.
AUGGAGGAAGGGGAAAGGGACAACAGGACAUCAUCCACGGAUUUUGUGCUGCUGGGAAUAAGUGAUGUCCCCGCCCACCAGAACCUGCUCUUUCUCCUCUUGCUUAUGAUCUACUCAGUCACCAUAGUCGGGAACAUCCUCAUCGUUGUGCUGGUGGUGGCGGACCGGCAGCUGCACACCCCCAUGUACUUCUUCCUGGGCAAUCUCUCCUCCUUGGAGACCUGCUACAGCUCCACCAUCCUGCCUCGGCUGCUGAUCAGCUUCUUGACAGGGGACAGCACCAUCUCUGUGCACGGCUGCAUGGCUCAGCUCUACUUCUUUGGUUCCUUUGUGACUACUGAGUGUUACCUGCUGGCAGCCAUGUCAUGUGACCGGUACCUGGCCAUAUGCCAGCCCUUGCUCUACACAAGCCUUAUGACCUGGAAGGUCUCUAUACAUCUGGCAGCCACCUCUUGGCUAUGGGGUUCCCUGCUGGUGGUGGUAGUCACGUUCUUGUUAUCCCAGUUGCAGUUCUGUGGCCCCAAGGCCAUUGACCACUUCUUCUGUGACUUUACCCCAUUGCUGGAGCUUGCCUGCAGUGACACCAGAGUAUUCACAUUGUUUUCUUUCAUAUUUGGUAUCUUGGAUAUAAUUUUUCCCUUCCUUUUCACACUGGCCUCCUAUGUGUGCAUCAUAGCUGCCAUCCUGAGGAUCCCAUCCAGUGCAGGCAGACAAAAGGCCUUCUCCACUUGCUCCUCUCACCUCACUCUUGUCACCAUUUUCUAUGGCACCCUUUUUGUUGUCUACACACUGCCUAGAAGAGCCCCUCUGAGGCAGCUCAACAAACUGUUCUCGUUCUUCUACACCAUCCUCACUCCCCUGGUCAAUCCCCUCAUCUACAGCCUGCGGAACAGGGAGGUCAGGGAGGCCCUCAGGAAAAUGCUCAGAAAAGCCCUGGUUUGCACCCAGAGCUCAUGCUCCUUUGGAGAUAGAGGCAAAAGACACCUCUAG